AACAACAACUACUGGCCGGUUUUCACAUUUCUGUUCAAAAAAAAAAAGAAAAGAAAAUGUUGCUCGGAAAACUGGUCGUCGAUGCGUUGAAGACGGCGGCGGAGGAGGAGGAGAAGAAGAAGAAGAAGAUAAAAGGGACGGCGGUUCUGAUGAAGAAGAAUGUGUUGGACUUGAACGACUUCAACGCCUCCUUUGUCGACGAUCUCUCCGAUUUCCUCGGCCACAAAGUGUCCUUAGAGUUCGUCAGUUCCGCCCUCCCCCAACCACAAGAAGGAGAAGGAGACUCUUCCAUUUCUGUAAAUGCUUUGAAAGGAAAGCGCAGCAAGGCGAUCUCCUUGGACAAGUGGGUGCGCAACAACUCCCUUUUAGCCUCCGGCGAGUCGGCGUUGGAAUUUAGCUUCGAGUGGGAUGAAGGUUUUGGGGUUCCGGGAGCGUUCGUCAUCAAGAACAAUCAUCCCAACGAGUUCUUCCUCAAAACCCUCACCCUCCAUGACCUUCCCAAUCAUGGUGAUGUCCACUUUGUUUGCUUCUCUUGGGUUUAUCCGGCCUCUAAAUACAACUACGACCGCGUCUUCUUCGCCAACCAGGCUUUUCUUCCGAGUGAAAUGCCGGGGCUGUUGAAGGAAUAUAGAGAACAAGAACUAGUGAUAUUGAGAGGAACUGGAAGUGGUGAGCUCAAGGAAUGGGACAGAGUGUAUGACUAUGCUUACUACAAUGACUUGGGUGAUCCAGACAAAGAUGAAGAACUUGCUCGACCAGUUUUGGGUGGAAACUCAGAGUAUCCUUAUCCUCGUCGAGGAAGGACAGGCCGAUCCCCGACAAAGACGGAUCCUAAUUCCGAGAGUAGGAUUCCGCUUACUAUGAGCUUAGAUAUAUAUGUUCCAAGGGAUGAGCGAUUCGGGCACGUAAAACUGGCAGACUUUCUUACUUAUGCAUUGAAAUCUCUCGUUCAGUUCCUUUUCCCUGAAUUUAAGUCUCUGUCUGAUUCUACCCCGAACGAGUUUGACAGCUUUCAGGAUGUACUUAACCUAUAUGAAGGAGGGAUCAAAUUGCCACAUGGGCCCUUGCUCAAAGCCAUCACUGAUAACAUUCCCAUUGAAAUGCUGAGGGAAAUAUUUCGUAGUGAUGGCGAGGGGCUCUUUAAGUUCCCAACCCCACAGGUUAUCCAAGAGGAUAAAACUGCAUGGAGAACCGAUGAUGAAUUUGGAAGAGAAAUGCUGGCUGGAGUGAACCCUGUCAUCAUUAGUCGCCUCCAAGAGUUCCCGCCAAAAAGUAAACUUGAUCCUAAUGUUUAUGGCGACCACACCAGUAACAUCACCAAAGAGAAUAUCCAAGGCAGAUUAGAUGGUCUUUCUGUUGAGGAGGCAAUCAAGAAUAACCGGUUAUUCAUAUUGAACCAUCACGACAUGCUUAUGCCGUAUCUGAGGCGCAUAAAUUCAACAAGUAACAAAAUUUAUGCGUCUAGAACAUUGCUUUUCCUGGAAACAGAUGGGACUUUGAAGCCUAUAGCAAUUGAGCUCAGCUUGCCCAGUUCACUAGGAGAUAAAUUUGGUGCUGAAAGCAAAGUGUACACACCAGCUGAACAAGGUGUAGAAAAUGGUGUGUGGGAAUUAGCUAAAGCUUAUGUUGCUGUAAAUGAUUCAGGUGUUCAUCAGCUGGUCAGCCACUGGUUGAACACACAUGCUGUGAUUGAGCCAUUCGUUAUUGCAACAAAUAGGCAAUUGAGUGCACUUCACCCAUUAUAUAAGCUUCUGCAUCCCCAUUUUCGUGACACCAUGACUAUCAAUGCUUUGGCUCGCCAGAUCUUGAUCAAUGGUGGUGGAAUCCUUGAGAAGACAGUUUUCCCUGACAAAUAUGCCAUGGAAAUGUCUUCCGUAGUUUACAAGGAUUGGGUUUUCACUGAUCAGGCACUCCCUACUGAUCUUCUAAAGAGAGGUGUGGCUGUUGAAGACCCAAAUUCCCCACAUGGGGUUCGCCUACUAAUUGAGGACUAUCCAUAUGCUGUUGAUGGGUUAGAAAUCUGGUCAUCCAUCAAAACUUGGGUAGAUGACUACUGCAAGUUUUAUUACAAAUCCGAUGACAUGGUACUGAAAGAUACUGAACUUCAGGCUUGGUGGAAGGAACUUCGAGAGCAAGGACACGGUGAUUUAAAAGAUAAGCCAUGGUGGCCUAAAAUGCAGACAGUCCAGGAGCUGAUUGAUUCAUGUACCAUUAUUAUCUGGAUAGCCUCUGCUCUUCACGCAGCUGUAAACUUCGGUCAAUAUCCCUAUGCUGGUUAUCUCCCAAACCGCCCAACACUAAGCCGCAGAUUUAUGCCAGAGCCUGGAACUGCCGAGUACAAGGAGCUUGAGACUGAUCCAGACAAGGUUUUCCUAAGAACAAUCACUGCUCAGCUUCAGACUCUGCUUGGUGUUUCCCUUAUUGAGAUUUUGUCAAGGCAUCCUUCGGAUGAACUGUACCUAGGGCAAAGAGAAUCUCCUGAGUGGACAAAAGACCAGGAAGCACGUGACGCAUUUACACGGUUUGGAAAGAAGCUUGGGGAUAUUGAGGAUGGCAUAAUGAAAAUGAACACAGAUGUAAAACUGAAGAACAGGACAGGGCCUGUGAAGGUACCAUACACGUUGCUCUUCCCUACAAGCGAAGCCGGUCUAACUGGCAAAGGCAUUCCUAACAGUGUCUCAAUCUAGAGCUUCAUCGUAACAUUUGUCUGGUUGGUGCGUUUCUUUGUUUCACUUGAAUAAAAAUAUCUCCUCAAAGCAGUGCAGGGUGUAUGCUUACUUGUUAAUGGUCUGUCUAAAUAAAUUUGUUUCUCUGCAAUAGUGAUUAUAAUGCUAAAUCAGUGUUGCACUCCUAAAUAGUACAAUUAAUUGUAUGUAAAUAUUUGCCACAGCAAGCUAUGGUUGAGUUUUAGAGCUUUUGGUUGACUGGUAAAUUGCUUUCUCAACGCUGCUUGGUUUUUGCUUG
Messenger RNA from Cuscuta campestris, 2964 nucleotides. NCBI's taxonomy places the organism in Eukaryota, Viridiplantae, Streptophyta, Magnoliopsida, Solanales, Convolvulaceae. The record is from the annotation of a GenBank genome assembly.